AUUUCCACUACAUAGCCCAGACAUGCAGCGAGAGGCAAAUAACACACAACAUAAUAUUGACAUGCUGAUGGACUCGAGGAUGCUGAUGAAGACGAUGAUAAUGGGAGAUGUUUAACCGCCGAGUCCUGUCUUCACAUCGGGACGUCUUUGAUCUGGAGCGAGGCGGAGACGGCAGCCACACCAUGCGGGGACUCUGGUGGCCUGUUGCUCACCAGCUCCUAAAACAGGCAGCAACAGUGACCUUGCCUCGCAGAUUUCUACCUGAAGCACGAAGACGUUUCUACAAGAAUGUGACAGUGGCAGGGAACGGAGGCAUCUAUGAAGUGAACUUGGAUCUCCAUAAGCUCAAAACUCCAAAAGGACACACCUUACAGAUUCCUAACUAUGGCCUCGCCCUGGCUGUGGCACAAGAAUGGGCGGUCACUAAAGACAAGAUUGUUCCCAGCCUUAUGCAUCUGACUGGCCUGUCCUACACUGUGAUUGACAAUCCAAACCAUGAGACCAAGUGGGACACAGUCCACAAGACGCUGGAGUACCUGGACACUGACACUCUCCUGUUCCGAGAGGACCAGGGUGAGGAGCUGAACACACUUCAAGCCAAGGAAUGGGGCCCAAUCUUGGAAUGGUUUAACAAAAAAUUUGAUGCAGACAUUAAGCCAUGCCCUGGGCUCUUUGGAGCAGACAUUCCUGACCCAGUCAGGGAAACCAUUAGGCGGUACCUUCUUUCCUAUGAUAUGUGGGCAGUCAAUGGUUUCCUAUAUGGGGUGGAAGCAUUGAAGUCUGUCAUCCUCACCAUUGCUGCUGCAGAACGCAAGAUUACGGCAGAAAAAGCUAGCUUUCUUUCAAGACUAGAACUAGAAUAUCAGUCAUCAGACAUGCCAGCCACCACCAUUCAUCCCCCUUGCCUUUCUACUCCACCACCACCACAACACCCAACACCCAACUACUGUUCCCUCCACCUUCCCACCUCUGACAAGCCUGGGUGUUGCAGACUUCCCGCUGGGGUUCGGUGGAGUGGGCGCAUGACCUGGACAAGCAGGAGGUCCUGGCCAGAUUCUCAGCGGCACUCCUGUUCAUUCACUUCAACACGUGGCAGGCCACCACCAAGCACAAGUCGAAGUAGUCAAUGUGUGCACAUCUGUCCUCUCACUCUCAUGCAAUGUGUAUAUUAAAAAAGUUGAAGAGCAUAUUAGAUAUGUUAUUUUUAUUUUGCCAACAUUUCUUAUAUAAUUAAAGAUGUUGACUUAAA
Scylla paramamosain (green mud crab) is the source of this 1249-nucleotide messenger RNA. Its product is annotated as ATP synthase mitochondrial F1 complex assembly factor 2-like. The transcript is spliced from 8 exons. The coding region runs from base 108 to 1172 and encodes 354 amino acids. Gene Ontology annotation, biological process: mitochondrial proton-transporting ATP synthase complex assembly. NCBI's taxonomy places the organism in Eukaryota, Metazoa, Arthropoda, Malacostraca, Decapoda, Portunidae. The record is from RefSeq and is a predicted model, not a curated record. Gene Ontology annotation, cellular component: mitochondrion.